Messenger RNA from Misgurnus anguillicaudatus (oriental weatherfish), 1709 nucleotides. RefSeq names its product cytochrome P450, family 3, subfamily A, polypeptide 65 (gene cyp3a65). NCBI's taxonomy places the organism in Eukaryota, Metazoa, Chordata, Actinopteri, Cypriniformes, Cobitidae. The record is from RefSeq and is a predicted model, not a curated record. Gene Ontology annotation, molecular function: iron ion binding; heme binding; steroid hydroxylase activity.
GUUUGUCGCUGUGCUUCAGUUUUCUCUCUCAUAACAACAUCAUCAUCAUCAUCAUCAUCAGACAGCAGAAAUCAUGACUCUUUUCUUCUCGACUGAAACAUGGGCUCUUCUCAUGCUGGUUGUGGCACUUCUCGUCAUAUAUGGAUACUGGCCUCACAACGUCUUCAAAAAGUUAGGGAUUCCCGGUCCAAAGCCCAUUCCAUUCUUUGGUACCAUGCUGGAAUACAGAAAGGGUUUCUUUAGUUUUGAUACUGACUGUUUUAAGAAGUAUGGAAAAGUCUGGGGUAUCUAUGAUGCAAGGCAACCUGUCCUCUGUAUUUUAGACAUCUCCAUCUUUAAAACCAUCUUGGUGAAGGAAUGUUACUCGCUCUUUACCAACAGACGGAAUUUCCGUCUGAACGGUCCGCUGUAUGACGCCGUGUCUAUUAUUGAAGAUGAUGAUUGGAGGAGAAUCCGCAGUGUUCUCUCUCCUUCUUUCACUAGCGGGAGGUUGAAGGAGAUGUUUGACAUCAUGAAGACACACUCAAAGACUUUACAUCAGAAUCUGGGAAAAACUUCAAAUCGAGGCGAGACUGUGGACGUUAAAGAGUUUUUUGGAGCGUACAGUAUGGAUGUGGUCACCAGCACAGCGUUCAGUGUGGACAUCGACUCCCUCAACAACCCUAAAGAUCCAUUUGUGACCAACAUUAAAAAAAUGCUCAAGUUUGACUUCCUGAAUCCUCUGUUUCUGUUUGCUGCUUUAUUUCCCUUCACGGUCCCCAUGCUGGAAAAAAUGAAUUUGGCCUUUUUUCCAACAUCUGUGACGGAUUUCUUCUACGCUGCCCUACAGAAGCUCAAGUCUGAGCGCGUUGCAAACGACCACAAGAGAAGAGUUGACUUCCUGCAGCUGAUGGUUGAUUCUCAGAGCGCUGAUAAAGCUGAACAUGGAAACAGUGAACACAGAGAGAAAGGUUUGAGUGAUCAUGAGAUCUUGUCUCAGGCCAUGAUCUUCAUCUUCGCCGGUUACGAGACGAGCAGCAGUACUCUGACCUUCCUCUUCUACAAUCUGGCAACCAACCCAGAUGCACUAAAAAAACUGCAGAAGGAAAUCGAUGAGACCUUCCCUAAUAAAGCUUCAGUGGAUUAUGAGACAUUGAUGAACAUGGAUUAUCUGGACGCUGCUUUGAACGAAUCCCUCAGACUCUUCCCCGUCGCUGCUCGACUCGAGCGUGUCUGUAAGAAGACGGUGGAGAUCAACGGCCUGGUCAUCCCUAAAGACAUGGUUGUGAUGAUCCCCACAUAUGUGCUCCACAGAGACCCGGAGCAUUGGAGCGACCCAGACAGCUUUAAACCAGAACGGUUUACUAAGGGAAAUAAGGAGUCGAUUGAUCCCUGCACAUUUAUGCCCUUCGGAUUCGGACCCAGAAACUGCAUCGGCAUGCGUUUCGCUCAGGUGACCAUGAAGCUGGCCAUCGUGGAGAUCUUUCAGAGGUUUGAUGUCAGUGUGUGUGAGGAGACGCAGGUUCCUCUGGAGCUCGGUGUCAGUGGUCUACUGGCUCCCAAAAACCCCAUCAAACUGAAGUUAACCCCUCGAUCAACUUCUCUCUCCAAUGAUGUUUGCAAUAAUAACAGAUCAUGAAUCAGCUCCAUGUGUUUCUCUUCUCCUGUCGUCUGAGGAGAAAGUGAUGUCUGUCUUUUAAAAUAAAAGGAUAGCGGCGGUUUCAGACUCA